AUGACUGAAAAAGAAUUAUCAUCAAAUUCUGAUUGGCUUUUGGUAGAAAAUGAGAAAGAUGAUUUGGAAAAACUUCAAAUUAAUUUUGAAAAACUUGAAAAAAAUUUGGUUGGAGAGAAAGAAAAGAGUGUCAAUUUAGAAAAGAAAGUUGUUUUUCUUGAAAAUGAAUUGAAGGAAAUGAAUAAAAAAGGUAUACCAGAAAAGUCACCAGUCAAAGGAGAGCCACAACAAACUCAGCAACUAUUCACUCCGGUUUCAAAGCCUCAGCAAAAAAUUACUUUAGGAGAUUUGUCUUUCCAACAAAAUCCAAACGACCCACAAAAAUGGAUUAUAACGAAUGGAGGCGGUGGAAGUUCAAACAUUAAAACACCUCAAAAAACAAUAAAAGGUGCUGCGAAUUUUGUUGGAAUUAAAAAUAAAUGGAGUGAAAUUUAUGGAUGUUGUUCCAAUAAUUGUAUAAAUCCAAAUAAACCUGUUGGAAAUUGUAUUGAAGGAAAUGGAUUUGGAAAUUUAAUUAAUGAUGAAAAUAUUAAAUAUAUUAAUUGCUUGAAGGAGCAAGGAGGAAAAAAUGCCAUUGCUUAUGUUCAUGCUGAAAAUUCAUUUAAAAAACCUCAUACUUGUUUUAAUUAUUCUUUAUAUUAUUUUGAAGUUAAAUGUAUAUUUGAAGGAGAGUUGAAUCAAAUUUGGAAAUGGAUUUAUAUUGGUCUAAAAAAUUGUAGGACAAAUAAAUUUAUUAAAUUUUCUGCUGAGUUUGCUACUGUUUUUAACGAGAAAGCUGUUGGAUUUUAUCUAGACAAUAUUUCUUGGAAGGAUAAUGAUAUUUUUGGUUGUGGAUUAGUUUAUCCUCCAACUAAUAUGACAAAUGAAUUUCCUUAUGUUUUCUUUACACAAAAUGGAAAACAGAUUGGGAAAGCUAUUUUAUUGAACGAGAAUUCUGACUCAUAUAAACCUUCUGUUUUUCUGAUGAGUUGUUCUAUUGAAGCUAAUUUCGGAAAUAAUUUGGAAGCUAAGCCGUUUAAUUAUGAAAUCUCAAAACAUGAAAUUCUCAAAGAAUUUUAUUGA
Molecule: messenger RNA, 1062 nt
Organism: Meloidogyne enterolobii
Lineage: Eukaryota; Metazoa; Nematoda; Chromadorea; Rhabditida; Meloidogynidae
Source: the annotation of a GenBank genome assembly